UAUCACCACCAAUUUCAAGUUCCACUGUAUCUUGAUUGAGUAGCGAGUUUAGUUCGAUGGAGGCAACAUUUCCGCUAGUUCUCAUCACUUGCUGCUGUUGAUUUGCUGGUUUCAUGGUCCGAUACAGUAGGAUGUAGGGCACUAUCACCAGUAGAACAGACACUGACAGGAUGUUCAUUACGAUAUACACAUGAUGGUCGGCUGCCAGGUAGGCUGCAUUGAACUAUACAUAUGUCCCAAGACUUCAUACAUGCCCGCAGUUCUCCUCGGAAAUAUUAGCUUACUAUACGCUCUAAUACCUGUGACUCUCCGGCCAAUGCAUCAGAGGCUAUAAGAG
Geodia barretti is the source of this 337-nucleotide messenger RNA. Lineage: Eukaryota; Metazoa; Porifera; Demospongiae; Tetractinellida; Geodiidae. The record is from the annotation of a GenBank genome assembly.